Molecule: messenger RNA, 3276 nt
Organism: Vicia villosa (hairy vetch)
Lineage: Eukaryota; Viridiplantae; Streptophyta; Magnoliopsida; Fabales; Fabaceae
Product: FHA domain-containing protein PS1
Exons: 6
Coding region: 118-2997 (959 amino acids)
Cellular component (GO): nuclear membrane
Molecular function (GO): protein binding
Source: RefSeq, a predicted model, not a curated record
UAUACAAAUUCUCUUUCACUCAGUUUAACCAUCUUCUUUCUUCAGCUUCUUCUUCUUCUUCUUCUUCUUCUUCUUCUUCUUCUUCUUCUUCUUCUUCUUCUUCUUCUUCCUCCUACAAUGGCUGAUUCAGAUGAAAACCCUAAUCAACAAGAAAACUCCAUAAUUCCAGUGUUAACAGUUUUCAAGAACAAAUCCAUCAUCAAGAACAUCUGCAUCGUUCUCAACAACAACGAUGACACCGAUCACAUCAUUCUCAUCGGUCGACACCCAACCUGCAACAUUGUUCUCACUCACCCUAGCAUCAGCCGCUUCCACCUUCAGAUUCGCUUCACUCCCUCUUCCAAAUCCAUUUCCCUCCUCGAUAUAUCUUCUGUGCACGGAACGUGGGUGAGUGGUAGAAAGCUCGAGCAUGGCGUGAGUGUUGAGUUGAAGGGAGGUGAUAGCUUUCGACUUGGGGUUUCCAGUAGGGUUUACCUUCUUCGCUUUGUCUCCCAAUUUGAUGCAAAUGCAUUAAAGAACAUUGGUUCUUUAUGUUUUGAUGAUGAUGAAAUUAAGAGUCAGUUAGAAACAUUUGAUGAUGAGAAUGACUCCGUUAGAACUGAGACAUCAUGUUGUGAUGGUGAAGAUGAACUGGGUGAAUCUCAAAUCUGUUAUCUGUCUCCACCUUAUGUACAAUCAGUGGAUAAAGCAGAAAAUAGAGAACAAAUAAUUGAAGCUUGUCCCGAAGUAGAGGCGACAGGAGAGACUAAUUUGCUUUGCACAUGGAAGGAAUGUUUUAAACACACCUUAUGUAAUCCAGUUGUGGAAGCAAACAAAUUGCACCAACAAUCUUCUGCAGAAAAGAAGUCGAUUGACCCUGAAGCAUCACUUAAUGAAAUAGUUAGUGCUGCAGUGGAUGUGAAACCUAAGGAAUCUGAUUUUGAUGGUGCAUUCAAAGAUAGUGACAAGAUUGAAGAUGUUUUAACUACAAGAGCAAACAUCUUCAAUUCUGAGGACAUGCCUGAUUCUGAAUCUCAUCAGACCAAUACUGAUGGGGAGGUUUCCGUUGAAUCACUCUCUGAUGGGGAAGGGUACUCACUGAAUGAAAUAGUUAAAAAUAUGGACCCUUCAUCGUCUGAUGAAAAUGGUGUUGCUGCUGUGAAUGUAAAACCUAGAGAACACAAAAUAGAAUUCUUCUUUGAAGAAAAUGCCAGUAUUGACAAUAUUUUAACUAGUGUAGCUAGUCUUUUCGUUUCUGAAAACAGGUCUUCACUAGUUGAGGAAGCAAAUCCUGUAACCAAUCUUCAACAAAACAAGAUUGUUGAAGAAGUUAAUGUUGAUUCACUAUCUGAUGGAGAAAAGGAAAAUAAGUGUGACAAAGUGUUGCAGGCAUACCAGAAUUUUAAACCUUGUGAUGAAGAAUGUAAUUCACUGGAUGAAACAGUUGAAGAUACUGGGAAAUCCUAUCAAACAGAGUCACUUAAUCCUUCAGUAGCUCAGGAGGCUGAUUUAGAUAUUACAUACAAAGAGAAUCAAGCCCCACAAUCUCUCGUUGCUGUGGCUGGAUGCUUUGAUUUGGAAAGCCAUGAAAGCUGUGUAGAAGACUUAGCAGAGAGAAGUUCAACCUUUGCUUGUGAUAAGGCUAUGAGUGCGCCUCAGAAUCAAACCAGGAAGAGCAGAUUGUUGAACACACCUAAUGUUGACACUAAAUUUGUAACGAGUAAUUUGAGGGAUAUCAGUGUCAUAAAUAAACCAAUGCGAACGGAUCUCUUCUCUGUCUUGGAUGAAGAGGAAAUGUUCACUCCAAAUAAGGAAAACCUAGAAGAUAGUAAAAGUUCCAAGUCACAGAUAUCAAAGAAUUUGUUGAAGGCUAGUCCCAACUUCUAUUCCGCUGAAAGAAGUACCUCUUCAAAUAAAGAGAACCUGACUCCAAGAGAAGCCCAACAAUGGCAGUCAGGGAGAAAGCCUCUUGAGUGUCAUGAUACUGCGGGGUUAAGAAAAAAGAGAAUGGAGCGGACACCCUUAAAGUCACUGAUGAAUUCUGGAGGCAAUCACAAUUCGGCAAACUCAAGUCCUUUUUAUAGUCCUUUUUCUGCUGCAAAAGAAAACCUGACUCCAAUAGAAGCCCAACAAUGGCAGUCAGAGAAAAAGCCUCUUGAUUGUCAUGAUACUGCGGGAUUAAGUAAAAAGAGAGUGGAGCGGACACCCUUACAGUCAUUAAUGAGUUCUGGACGCAAUCACAACUCGGCAAACUCAAGUUCUUUUUAUAGUCCUUUUUCUGCUGCAAAAGAGAUACCCUUACAGUCACUAGGGAGUUCGGGAGGCAAUUUCAUUUCAGCAAACUCAAGUUCUUUUAGUAGUCCAUUUUCUGCUGCAAAAUCCAUUCUUGGGGUCACUGCGAGAACCAGUAAUUCGAGACAUAUUUCAGACAAGCAAAGUGAACCUUCUCCUAUUAAUGAAGAACGAAAGAGAAGCUGGGAUAUGGUUGUAGACACUGCUUCACUUCUGAACAAAGAGUCAAGAAAGGCUUUGCAGCUUCUACAAGGUCUCAAGGGGACUCGCUUAAUCAUUCCACAAUCAGUCAUAAGAGAAUUGGGCAGCUUGAAGCAACAUAUCGGAGUUUUUAGAAGGAUUCCAGAGGCUACUUUGGCCUUGGAAUGGAUUGAAGAAUGCUUAGGAAAGACAAAGUGGUGGAUUCACAUCCUUGACUGUGUUUUUCCUAUUGUUGAAGAACAUAUCCUUGACUGUGCUCUUCAAUAUAGAAAAAAAGAUGAUGCUGGACAACUUGUCCUUCUUAGUGAUGAUAUCAACUUGAAAAUCAAAUCCAUGGCAAAGGGACUGCCAUGUGAGACAGCGGAGCAAUUUCGUCGGAGUUUAGUGAACCCUUUCUCUGAGAGGUUUAUGUGGGCUAACAGCUCUCCUAGGGGACUGACUUGGUCUUGCCAAGAUGAUGUGGUUUUAAGGGAGAAAUAUUGCUGUUUCCCAUCAAAGGCUGGUCUGAAGCUGCUUGUCACUUAAAAGUUGGCUGGCUUACUAGCAAUUAAACUACUAGUCUUGUUUUCAUUUUUUAGUUACUCUCAAACUUGAAUCUUUCAAGUUACAUACAAUUCACUGCGCACUCAAUGGAUGGUUUGAAGCUCCUAACCACUUAAAAGUUUGCUUACUAGCAAGUAACUACUAGUCUUAGUUUUCAUUUGAGUAACUACUAGCUCCAUUCUCAAUGGAUGUUUUGUUUUUUAUGUUCAAUGAAAAUGAUGCUGGCCUACUUGUAUUGGUUUUUUUUUUAAGAAACUUGUU